Messenger RNA from Cetraspora pellucida, 141 nucleotides. Lineage: Eukaryota; Fungi; Glomeromycota; Glomeromycetes; Diversisporales; Gigasporaceae. The record is from the annotation of a GenBank genome assembly.
GCAAGGCUUCUGGUUGACAAAAAUGCACAUUAUCCAAAAACACCUGUCAACUUUGAAGAACAAAAAUUUUAUAGUCAAGUAUUAUUUUACUUUACACAUAAAUAUGAGGAUGAAAUUUCUAUGCUUGCAUAUGUACAAUGA